Messenger RNA from Puccinia graminis f. sp. tritici CRL 75-36-700-3, 333 nucleotides. RefSeq lists its product as uncharacterized. The record is from RefSeq and is a predicted model, not a curated record. NCBI's taxonomy places the organism in Eukaryota, Fungi, Basidiomycota, Pucciniomycetes, Pucciniales, Pucciniaceae. The transcript has a single exon. Bases 1 to 333 code for a protein of 110 amino acids.
AUGUGCGACUGCGGCGCGCCCCACGAUGCCCCAACCCAUGAACCAAGAGGGCAACUUGAUCAUCACAGCUUGAAGCGGCGAGACUAUGCAGGGGAACGUCCGCCAGAGAUUCCCUCCUCCAAGCAGUCCAAGCAGGAUAACUCCUUGCCAAUCUGGUCACAACAUGUGGCACUGACCAGCCCCGUCAAGGAUACUUAUACCAUCCUUCAUUGGCAAGCCAUGCCGGCCCGGGUCUGUGCCAGCUUGGUCAUGACUCAUGAGGACGGAUAUGUCCUCGGCGCAAUGAAAGUGUUUGAACUGUAUUUCUGUGAGAGGAGUGAUCCUCCUCACUGA